UACCUCGGGUGAAUUGGGACGUCAGUGAUCUAUAGACAAGGUCUAGAAGAUCCAUUUAGUUUCUCUAGUUUGAGUUUGACAAUGUAGAUGCUUUGCUAUGCUGUCAUUCUUCUUUUCCUUCAUCAGGCUCUCUUCACCUCGGGUAGUGAUAGGAAGAUGGGCAACCGGUCUAGUUGGAUGUAUUUUUGUACUGGACUCGAGGAAGUAACUUUCACAGACGGGCAAAUGCGUCUAGCUGCUGUGUGUAACGACAGUCAUGGGGCACAAAGUAAGAAGAAUGUGAUAGGAUGCAAGAAUAGCGACCGUCUGACGUUGUUGUCUUGAAAUUCUAGUGGAUGGUGGAUGUUGCUCGAUGACCGACUACGUUCCGAUUAAUCCAACGAAGGAUUAUGAAUUCUGCAUCUACAUCAAAUCGACGUGUUGUCGCACAUAUUGCGAACCGGAUACAAUUGGUACCAACGUGUGACCUGCAUAUGUCAAUGUUAUCAUCUGCUUCCGUGACGUCAUUGGUCGGCGUCUCAAUCCGCGUUAUUGUUUGGAACUCAAGUGAUGGCUGAGUGAAUCCCACAACUGUGAAAAACAGCACGCGACAAAUGUGUGGCACAGCAAAUUCUAACCAACACGCCGAUACUCAAAGCGCUGCAACGCUUCUCACUACACAGUAGAAACGCGAGACAUGUUUGUAGGAAGCAGCAGAAGGCAACAAGAAGGCCUACCUCGGGAGCACUAGGACGUCACGUGAUAAUUCUCGCAUUGCAAGCGCCUGUACAACUGAAUUUUGGCAGUGUUAGUGUCUGUCAGAGAAUACGAAUCUAUUGUGUAAAGAAAGUGAUAAAUACAAAUUCAUUAAUUUUUGCUCCAGCAGCGGUGAAGAGCGGACAUUCUCUAGUUGUUCGAGUCUGACAAUGAAGACGCCUUUCUCUGCUGUCGUUCUUCUUUUCAUUCAUCAGGUUUUCUUCACCUCGGCUAGUGAUAUGCAGAUAGGCGACAGGUCUAGAUGGAAGUCUUUCGGUGCUGAACUCGAGGAAGUAACUUUCACAGACGGGCAAAUGCGUCUAGCUGCUGUGUGUGAUCAUGGGGCACAAAUGGAUGGUGAGUGCUGCUCAACGUCUGACUACAUUCCGAUUAAUCCAACGAAGGGUUAUGAAUUCAGCAUCUACAUCAAAUCGACGGCAGCUGACAUGGUAAACUCAUUUGGUUUCUACGUUUACAAUAAGAACCAAGAAAGAAUAUUGAAUCCUAACUUGAAUAAUCCAUAUUUCAAAAACAGUGAUAACGAUUCAAAUGUGUGGACCAAAUGGACGGGCUACAUUCUUCCUCUCUACAUGUCUGACUCGAACAGUGACAGCCAAUCGGAUUCUCAGUUUGACGAGACAAAUGGAGUAGAUUGGAAGUGGCCACGUGAUGCUAAAUAUGUUGCCUUACGAUUUGGAUCGUAUGGUAGUGACAGUCAAAACUCAAAAAAAGUCUUCGUUCGUAGGCACGCCGGACACACUUUGUGGGCACCGUUUGCUAUUUCAGACUCUGUUGAGCCUGCAACAGAUGAAAGUAACACUGUACCUCCAACUCCUACUUCACCUCCACCUGAUACACCUGCUGUAGACAAGACGUGGUACUUGAAUGUCAGCUUUCGCGAAUUGGAGGCUGAACGGCGUCCUGAACAUGUUGUUGUCUGGACCUUUAACGUAUCUGACUUCCGUGAAUGGGAAUCGAAACCAAACGACACUGAUGCACAUAAUACACAUGCUGCUAUAGCCAAGAUGGUUGAGGGAAAAGAGAGAAAAUGUUAUUCUCCGUGGGGCGUUACACAUCCAUUUGAGAUUGAUUCAGACAAAUCAUAUGAGUUUAGUGUUUGGAUCAAAAGCACACAAUCCGAUCUUCACAACUUUUUUGGUUUUCGAGCGUAUGACAAAGACAAAAAUCCUCUGACCUUCCCAUUACUUUCAAGUGACUAUCUGCAGUAUUAUUCUAAUGUCACAACCAAAGCGUAUUUCAAAAGAAGCAACAAUGAUACAAAUGAGUGGACAAGAUGGAAUGGAUUUGUACUUCCAGACGGAGCUGAUGACAUUUUUUCCCACCUCAAAGGACGAAACUGGGUGUGGCCACGAGGUGCCAAAUAUGCGCAGUUGAGGUUUGGCACUUGCUAUGGUAAAGGAAACGAUCAAGACAUCACCUAUUUCGCUCUUCCUCUAGUGGUGCAGACUGAUUUCUAGUCAUAGAAUGUUAUGUACUUGUGUCGUUUCAGACGAACCAACAGCUAGUUAGCUAAUUAGCCCUUGUUUUUUCACGUUAAAUUAAGAUGGCGUUUCUAUCCCGUAUGUCAAGUUUCUAAAUUUACUAUAAAUCUACCUCUGUUAGAUACGUGUAUGUAGAGCGAAUCAAAAAUCGUGCCUUUGCAUGCACGUUUCCGAAUACGAUUGUGCAUGCUGUUUCGUGAACACGUUUGUCGACUACUA
Molecule: messenger RNA, 2456 nt
Organism: Corticium candelabrum
Lineage: Eukaryota; Metazoa; Porifera; Homoscleromorpha; Homosclerophorida; Plakinidae
Exons: 9
Coding region: 906-2213 (435 amino acids)
Source: RefSeq, a predicted model, not a curated record